AUGCAAACUAUGCUGUCGCCCUCUUUUCCAUUCUGGUCAACCUUGGUGGCCGUCAUCUUGUUGCAUACUGCCCCAAUUCAAGCUGUGCCUUCUCCGACUGAUUCAACACUCUAUGCACGCAAUCUUUUACCCGCAUGGGAUCCAAAAUCUAAUCCUUACCCAUCUGUUCGUCGUGAUGACGUAAGUUACACGUAUCAAUCUACCGCAUCAAAGGGUAAUGUAUCAGUUGCAGACCCCUACAACUACCUUGAACCGUCCCCCGCUUCAUCAAAGGAAGUUCAAUCAUUCAUGGAGAAGCAAGCUGCUUACUUCAAAGGUUAUACGCAAAACAUGAAAGAUAUUGAGGCAGUUCGUGCUUCUAUCAAAAGUGCUGGCAACUAUGAUGAACUUCAAUUUCCACAAGCAUUUGGUAGCAAGGAGAAGCCGUUGUAUACGUUCUAUUAUAGAGAGAUUGAUAAGGAAAGCCGUUCAUAUUAUGUCGCUACCCAGGCAGACCUCGAGCAAGCCUACAAAUCCAAGUUCUCACCCAUUCCAGGCAAGAUUGUGCUUGAUGAGGCAUCUUUAGGUAGCGAUAUCUAUACCUACUUUCAAAAUAUUUCUCCUGACGGCAAGAAGUUCUUAUAUCGUACAAUGGUCAAAUCUAGCAAAAAGCCAGGUACGAUUCAUGUACGGGAUAUUUCGGAUAUCUUUACAAGCUCUAAACCUCCAAAGGAUUAUCCUGAGCAAAUUACAGGCAAUUCAGAUACAUCGGAUGGCUGGACUUUAGACAGCAAUGGUUUCUUCUACUUGCAUAACGACCACGAUUAUGCUGACGGGACAGACACGGUCUUAUACCACAAAAUAGGAACGCCCGUUUCGGAUGAUAUCGUUGUCGCCAAAGCAGACAAGGAUGCAUAUGAGUCGUUCAUCUUUCAACUUUCGAAUGACAAAAAGUUCAUCGUCUUAUUCGUUUCCACCUCUUCUGACAAGUCUCGAGUCUAUGCAGCCUCUUUGGAUCAACCAAUCUCUUCAAAUAUGAAAUGGAUCUCAAUUGAGCCAGAAGAAGAUUUACAGUUGGAAUAUGUGACAAAUCUCGGAAAUGAAUUCUACUUUGUCGCGAACUAUGACAAUGAGAGUAAUGAAGUAGUGAAAUAUUUCGUUGAUUCGACAAAGGCAGUUCAAGUUGCUUUGGGCAAAUUGAAGAAAUUGAAAAGUAAAGCAAAAAUUGAGCCAACAGUUAUUCCUGAGGAUAAGUCUGCUCUCAUUGAUCGGUUUACCACAUUCGACACGGAUAAGAUGCUCCUCUGCUAUACUCAAGACGCAAAACGAAACUUCUACAUCUAUGACUUGAAGUCAGGUAAACGCAUUCAACACGUUUUACCAGACUUUGUUGGCAGCUCUAGCGCAAUCACUUCUCUAGCAAGUGGAACGGAUAUGUUUCUAUGGUCGUGGACAUUCAAUACGCCUGAACAGCUGUACCACAUCAAAUGGAAUCAAGAGCAAAACUCAGCAACUUCUGACUUGGUAUUUGAGGCAAAGCUAAAAUCCAUCGAUCUUUCACAGUUCACCGUUGAACUGAAGUAUGCCACCUCAAAAGAUUCCACAAAGAUCCCAUUUCACCUCUUUUAUCGUAAAGGCAUCAAAUUUGAUGGCACAAGGCCAGCAAUGCUCAACUUUUUUGGUGCAUUUCGGGUUAUUUGGCUUCCGUUUUAUGAUGCUUCGUACAUGACAUGGGUGAACGACUACGAUGCAAUCUAUGUUGAGCCAUACCCUCGCGGUGGUGGAGAAGUAAAGGCGGAAUCAUGGCAUCAAGCCGGUAUGCUUGGCAAAAAGCAAAACACUCUCGAUGACGUGAACGCUGUCAUUCAAUAUCUGAUUGACAACAAGAUUGCAGCAAAAGGUAAAAUCGUCAUGUAUGGUCAAUUCGCAGGCUCAACUGCAACAAUGGCUGUCGUAAAUCAAGGUCCAGAAGGAAACAUUGGUGCGGUGAUUUUGGCAGAUGCUCUGUAUGGAUCCUAUGGCGAGUAUGAUCUUUUGCGACUUGAUACUGUUCCUGGCACUUCACGAGAUGUUGCAGAAUACGGUGACCCACAUAAUCCAGACGCAUUCGAUUGGCUGUACAAGAUUUCACCUUUGCAUAACGUGAACAAAACCAAAAUCUACCCUGCUGUUAUGUUCCAACCGGGGAAUGAUACUUUAUCUAAUUGGCAUGGUAGAAAGAUGGUCGCACAACUUCAAUAUGAUUUACCGAACAAUCCAAAACCUUUCUUGUUCAAUUCACCGGAUCAAGCAUUGACAGACGAUGAGAAUGUUGAACAAAGGUACUCAUUCCCAAUCGCUUUUGCUUCUCAUGUUCUUGAAUUACAGCGCAAAAGUCAAUAG
This is a messenger RNA of Meira miltonrushii, 2361 nucleotides long. RefSeq names its product prolyl oligopeptidase. Gene Ontology annotation, molecular function: oligopeptidase activity; serine-type endopeptidase activity. Gene Ontology annotation, biological process: proteolysis. The record is from RefSeq and is a predicted model, not a curated record. NCBI's taxonomy places the organism in Eukaryota, Fungi, Basidiomycota, Exobasidiomycetes, Exobasidiales, Brachybasidiaceae. The coding region runs from base 1 to 2361 and encodes 786 amino acids. The transcript has a single exon. Gene Ontology annotation, cellular component: cytosol.